CCCGUUGCCAUAGUUACAAAGUUGACGCUUGUAACGACGUGGAAUUCCGUGAGGGAAUUAGGGGUGUGUAGCGGUUUUUAUUGUUUGCAGAAAAUCGCAAAGGAGCAGUUUUAAAUAAAUAAAAAAAAACCGCAAAUCGAUACAGCAAAGUAAAAAGUAUAAGAUUUUUAAGGAUAUCAAUUUUCAGACAACGCCAUGUCUCAAAGCACAUAUAACAAACUGUGGACUGACGCUCACAAGGAACUGGAUGAUCUUUUGAGUCAGGAGCUUCCCCCCGAGCCCUUACCACCUGAGAGAGACCGCGUGGUGUUCUUUCAGCGCCUCACCACCCUGUAUGUGCGCUACGUCAGGAUCUUCAGGCAGCUGGAGGAGGCCUAUGAAGAGAUCGUCCACCCGCAGAAGAGGAGGCUGAUCCGGGACGUACUAAAUGAAGUGAUUGGACGCGUGCUGGAGCUGAAGAACGAAAUGGUGGAAAAAGAGUUCUCCGAGUACCAUUAUAUGGAUGAUGUCAUCCAGGAUUUAAAACUGAUGCCUGAGGAUCUUGAGAUUCCAAUCCCGAAAUAUUUCAGUAGAGAAAGGAGUAAAGCCUUGCAGGAGCAAGCCGCAGUUCUCCAUAGCAUAUUGGUCCAGAAAGGAAUAGUGGAGAAACCAAAAUCUGCUGCAGUGCCGCUAAUGAGUCAGGAGGAGGCCAUCAGAAUCAUUCAGGUGUCAGAGAGGGCGCGGCAGGGUUGUCUGAGGACCAACAUCAUGAAGGAGAUCCGCAGGGACGCAGAGAGACAGAGGAAGGCCGCGGACAAGGGUGCUGGUGGAGUGACCGUGGAACAGGCUGCUAUUCAAAUUCAGAAGGUGUGGAAAGGUUAUGUACAGAGGAAGAGGACGAAGCAGGAGUGCGAAGAUGAGAUGAUUGCUCUAGGCAUGUCCAUGAAGCCCAGUCUGGCUCAGUUACCCCCCUCUGUGCUCCUCGCUGAAGACAAGAAAGCUGCAAGGAGGGCAAAGCGAGAGGAGCAUGAGGAAGAUUACCAGAAAGCUCUGAUCUCUAUCUUUAAUAUUCUUCGAGAGACAGAAGGUCCAGACAUGAAGGAAACAAUGAAGGAUCAAAUCAGACAGUGGUUCAUUGAGUGCCAUGAUGCAACAGGCUCCUUUCCUGAAUAUCCGAAAGAGGAAGAGGGCGGUUCGGCUGCUAUUUUCGCUAAUAAAACACCUGAGCAGCUGAUGGAAGAGAUGGCAGCUACAGAAUUGGAUGAAGAACAAACAAAGCUGAAAGAAAAGGAACAGCAGAAAGACAAAGCGAAAGGAAAAGCAAAAGGAGAAGAGCAGGAAACUGAACCUGGACUGAAGCUGGGGCCGUCUGAGUUUCUGAACGAGCUACAGAACAACCACAAGAUGUUUACAGAGGUCUGGAAAAAACGUGACGAGUCCUACAACUUCAGCCAAAGACAUGACGCCGAGCUUAUUAAAGAGGAAAAGAGGAAACAGCUCGAUGCAGAAAUAAGACUGCAGGUGGAUGAGCUGAUGAGGCAGGAGCUUGCAAACUGGAAGAUAGCAGUGGAAGGAAAAAAAGGCAAAGGCAAAGGCAAAGGCAAAGGCAAGGGCAAAGCUGGAGGAAAGAAAAAGAAAGCAUCGAAGAGUGGGAAGAAGAAAAAAAAGGCAGACCGAGACCUUACAGCUGAGAGGAGCUUGGAGUCUCUGUAUGAGGAGCUGGUGGUGGAAGGUCUGCUGAAACCUGCCCAAAACGUGAAACUACAUGACUUCAUAGGAGACUACAGCUACCUUGGCACAACUCUGAGGCAGACCGACAUUGAACCCAUGCCUUCCCUAUCUGAUGUGCGCCAGGUUAUAACUCUUUGUGCCGUCCUACCCCUGGGGUCCCAGGCGAUCCAUGAGAAAGCCCCUCUUUUAAAGGCCCUGCUCCUGGUGGGGCCUUCAGGAGUGGGGAAGAAGAUGCUAGUCCAUGCUAUCUGCCAGGAGACGGGAGCGAACCUGUUCGACCUUUCCCCUUUGAACCUGGUUGGAAAGUAUCCAGGAAAGAGUGGGCUGCAGAUGAUGCUGCACAUGGUGUUUAAGGUUGCCAGAUUAUUGCAGCCAUCUGUGGUGUGGAUCGGAGAUGCACAAAAAAUGUUUUACAAGAAAAUACCAAAGGAGGACAAAGCGUUGGAUCCAAAGCGCCUGAAGAAAGAUCUGCCGAAAAUCCUUAAAACUAUCAAAGGUGAGGAUCGUGUCCUUAUCGUAGGGACAACAAACAAUCCACUCAAUGCAGACCUGAAGCUCCUGUGUAAGUUUUACACCAAGAUAAUCCUCAUACCCCGGCCGGACUACGCCUCCAGAUUCGUCAUGUGGAAGGAACUGAUCCAGAGGAACGGCGGUGUAGUGACCAGCGCCCUGGACCUCAGCUCUCUGGCCAAGAUCUCAGAUGGAUACACGCAGGGUCAUUUGGUGCAGGUGGCGAAAGAGAUCCUGACAGAGCGGCGUGUUCAGCAGCUCGCUAAACGCCCGCUGACCAUCAGGGAGUUUGUCUCGCCUCUCUCCAAGAUCGACCCUGUGUUCCAGAAUGAAGAGGAAGCCCUCAAAACCUGGUAUGCGAAAACUCCUCUGGGGAAGAAGCGAGUGAGAGCAGCUACGGGGAUGGAUGGAGAAGAAAGUGCAGCGGCUAAAGGAGGCAAAACUGACAAAAAGAAAGGAAAAAAGUAACUCCACCAGUAGCUGGAUCAUUUUUUUCGGCAGUGUUGGCUGAAGUGCCUUCUUCUCCACCAUGGUUGAAGAUUGAAGUAAUCAAAAUAUUAAAAUAUUUUAUCCUAUUGUUCAUCCUCAUUCUGUGAACUUCCUGCACAAAAUGCACAAAAUUAUUCACUAAUUGUAUACACCCUGAAGUUAAUGCACAGAGAGCAACGCGUAUUAAUGUUUUAUUUGUCUAAAAGCUGCUCAAACUGUUAAAUUCUGUAAAGCUGCUUUGAGACAAUGUCUGUUGUGAAAAGCGCUAUAGAAAUAAACUUGA
Molecule: messenger RNA, 2992 nt
Organism: Silurus meridionalis
Lineage: Eukaryota; Metazoa; Chordata; Actinopteri; Siluriformes; Siluridae
Exons: 19
Coding region: 196-2688 (830 amino acids)
Molecular function (GO): ATP binding; ATP hydrolysis activity; protein binding
Source: RefSeq, a predicted model, not a curated record